Molecule: messenger RNA, 1006 nt
Organism: Zymoseptoria tritici IPO323
Lineage: Eukaryota; Fungi; Ascomycota; Dothideomycetes; Mycosphaerellales; Mycosphaerellaceae
Exons: 1
Coding region: 51-785 (244 amino acids)
Source: RefSeq, a predicted model, not a curated record
UAUGCGAAGGCAAGCAUGAAGCGUCACGGACACUUGUCUCACAACCGUCGAUGGAGAGUGUGGCUCAACGCUCACCGUCUGUUCUCCACUCGCGGCAGACUCUAAGACCCGGUCCCAGCAACAAUGUAAGACCUAUGAGCCGCCUCGAGGCCAGGCGUAGCAGCAUCUUUGGCACUAGUCCCACGAGCGAUUCGAGUCCCAGAGUCAGCUUGGGAGAAUCAUCCCCUCUUGAUCAAGACGCUACGAUGACGCAGAACUUCUAUCGCAAGCGUGGGCCCAGGACUUCUCUCGGCAGCGGACUUGCUCGAAGGCGCACACAGCAGCUCGAUGAUGUGAGCGGCACCGACGAAGAAGAGCCCACAAUCCGGCCUGUGUCGCGCGCAACUACCGAAGUCAACGGCUUCCGGACGCGGCCACGUUUCGCAUCAGAUCACCGCAGUACGGCUCCUGCUCCUCUGCGAUCCCCAGCAUUGCGUGAAGUGAUGGCAACACAGCGCUCUAAUGAAGACGCAUACGGAUCGAAUCGUGUAGCAUCCUAUGGCUCAGAGCAGAGAAUGGGGUCUGAGCACCGUCUCCGAAGGAGUUUUCAAGAGCAGCAAUUCGCGCCUGCCACGCCAGAGGAAGAAGAGAGCGAAUUGACGGAUUUCCACCCAAUAUCGAGGCCACCACAACGGGUCACGUCUCUGGGCAGAUUCAGCAGCCGCCGAGCAGCAACAGAGAAGCAGGCACAGGGCCAAGGGUAUUCACCGGGUCUUCAACAGAGAAGACAUGUUAUCGUGGAAUAGGCUUCCAUGGACAGUAUACUAUUUGCAAACGUAUUGGGACGGCGUUGAUGUCCACGAAGGAUGCAUUUUCAUGGUUUGCAAGACAUGACAGUCUGCUUUUCUUCGGGAAGAGAUGGAGUUGUGAUUUUGAUGAGAACCGUAACGAGUGGAUGGUACCCAGCGAAACGCCUGUAUUUUAUGCUUGCGAACCGUGUAUUGUAUUGUAGUACUACACCUUUUGU